Molecule: messenger RNA, 2018 nt
Organism: Glossina fuscipes
Lineage: Eukaryota; Metazoa; Arthropoda; Insecta; Diptera; Glossinidae
Exons: 1
Coding region: 389-1939 (516 amino acids)
Source: RefSeq, a predicted model, not a curated record
UAUGUAACCAUGGCAGCGCGUGACCAAAUCGACGAAAUCAAUAAAGAAACAAUACAGAAAGUGAAAGAAUUCAAUGCGAUUAUUAUUGCGCUGAUUGUUACAAAUAAUAGUGGAUCCUAUGCAAUAAUUUUGGAAAUUUAAUUUGUAAAUAGCACGACAUUCGCAAUGAAACACAGCUGGAGAGGAGUGAAUAUUAUUUUAAAAAAUGUAUAAAUAAUAUUAAAAAACAAAAUGAAGAGAAUUAUUUUUUAGUCUUUGCAUUAAAAGUGAAUACAUGAAAAAGAAGAAAAGAAAAGGAACGACAAGAAUAAGUAAACGAAAUCAUCGUGAAAGACAGUUUUUUUUUUUUAAGCGGAUUUGAAGAAAAAUUUCAAAUUUCAAAUAUAAAAUGCAUAAUACAAUGUAUACGAAACAUCAUUAUUCACUUUGUGAUAUUCGUGUCGAAGAACAUCUCAAGUGGUUAAAACAGGUGGACAGUUUGCCAUUGAUCGAAAGUUGCUGUGAUAUAUGUCACUGUGAUUGCUAUAGCAGUCAGCUCAACGAGGAUUUAGCUGAUGCUCGUUUACAGAAAUUGCAAGCUGACGAGUGCCGAAUGAAAAAAGAGAAUGCGAAAAUUAAGAAAAAAAAGAAGAAAAAUGCUUCCAUGCCAGUGCAAAGUGGAAACCAACAAUCGACACUGCCAACAAACGAAUAUACUAAUACACAUAACAAGACACGGCCAAUUGUGAAACUGAAAACCUGUGAUGAAUUAUUCGGGGAGAGAUCCAGUAAAGAAGAAAAGAAGCGUUCGAAAAGCGUGUGCUCUCUACGAAGUCACAGUUCUUGCUCAGAGAGCAUUCAUUAUACUAGAGAUUGCGAAAUUCUUCGCGACCUUUUGAGAUCCUUAGAAUGUGAUGACACGUCUCAUUUAAAAAUUAAUGGCAAAGUAAAGAACAACGAAACUUCCAAAGAUACCGCAGCAACAAGCAAAGAAAAAAUGCGAUCUUCCAAGACACCACCACCGCAUUGGUCGUGCCUAAAUGAAACGGACUCGAGCAGCUUGCCACCGAUACGUUUAAGUGAAUCGAUGGCCAAUCUCUGCUUGGUGCCAACAGUCCGUGAAGCUUAUUUAAAAGUACCUGCACAUGAUAAGCGUAUACUUAACCGAAUGGCGACUAAGCGAAACGAACAAGCGAUAGCCAACGAAAAUGCCUGGCUCGCUCGCAAGUAUUGGGAGAAUGAGCGCUACGAACGUGAGCUGCUUAAAUGCGAGCAAAUGGAAGAGUACAAAAAGGCGGUCCGUGACAAACAAUUCCAGGAUUACUUGCAGACGAAGACACGACUCAACGAAAUCGCUCAGCGAGAUCUAAUCGAAUUGCAACACUUGAAAAAAUCUUUGCAGCAUAAAGACGCUUGCACCCGCAAACGUUUGCAGUCGUUGCGUGCCGAGCGCGAUAUGGCCGUCAAUCAGAAACGUUGCGAUGAUCAGAGAAAACUUGACGCUGUCUCUCUCCAACACGAGGGGCAACAAUUGAAUGAAGUAUUAAAAAAGGAUCGAAUUUGUGAACGUCUUACCGAACGACUUAAACGAGCCGAUCGAUUGCGUAAUCAAAUUUUGGAAAACUAUUUGAAACGCUUGCGUUACGACAACUGCGUUGAGCAAUUGCAACACGAAGAACAUUGGCGUGAAGUUCAAUUGAAUGAACAACUAAAACUGGAUCAAUUAAAUGAAAGAAUCUCCCGAAAACGUAGCCGAUCUCAGCAAUUCGUGGAAAACCGACAAAAGCGAAACGAUUCACUUAGGAAAACUGCGAAAAUUUCCCAAAAUCUAAGGCAAUUAGUACGCUCGUCGGUCAGUCCAGAGGGAGGUGUUACAUUGUUCGGUGUAGCCGAGUGCAACGUAGCGGCAACAAACCUUUGCUGCUCUCAAACAAACCUAGAAAAUCUAUUGCUUAAUUAAUCGUAAAGUCUAAAGUAAUUUCAAAUGAAGAUAUGUGAUAAAAAUCAAUUUAGAAACGAAAAAAGAAAAUUACCUUACG